Messenger RNA from Telopea speciosissima, 1158 nucleotides. Its product is annotated as protein FAR1-RELATED SEQUENCE 3-like. NCBI's taxonomy places the organism in Eukaryota, Viridiplantae, Streptophyta, Magnoliopsida, Proteales, Proteaceae. The record is from RefSeq and is a predicted model, not a curated record. Bases 1 to 1158 code for a protein of 385 amino acids. The transcript is spliced from 4 exons. Gene Ontology annotation, biological process: regulation of DNA-templated transcription. Gene Ontology annotation, molecular function: zinc ion binding.
AUGGAUAGUGAUGGGAGCAAUGAUAGCAGUGCAUCUUCUAGGUAUAAUGUUGAUGUUGGUGGUGUUGAGGUAGUGAGAAGUAAAGAUCCCCAAGAAACGAAGUUGAAUGAAGAUGACAAUAGCAAUGUUACAAGUUCAAUCCCGGUAUUGGAACCAUGUGUUGGCAUGGAAUUUGAAUCCGAGGAUGAUGCAUAUAACUUUUAUAAUGCUUAUGGAAAAGAGAUGGGAUUUUCAGUUCAGAAAUUCAGGGUGGAGUGCUCAAGAGUGGAGUUUACCGGUGGCGAGCAGAAUGGUAGUGUCAGCGAGGAGCAUUGUCGGAAUAUUUUCAAAACGAAGCAUAGGAAAAUCUUAGGUGUAGAUUGUCAGUUAGCGGUGAACUAUUUGAAGAGCAAAGGAAUUUCGGAUGCACAGUUUUUUUAUGCAAUCAGUAUGGACGCGGAGCAGCGAUUGACAAGCACAACCCAGAGAGGUGAGUCAAUGAACAAGUACUUCAAAGGCUUCUUCAGUCCAUCUACUCCAAUUUAUGAAUUUAUUACACAAUAUGAUGAGACUGUUAAGAAAAGAAGAGAAAAGAAAGUGAACGCAGACAUCAAAUGCAUGACCUCCUUACCAUGUUUGCAUACAAAGCAAAAAAUUGAGAAGCAAGCCAGGCUUGUUUAUAUAGCGAAGGUGUUUGGGGUUUUCUUAAAAGAAUGGUGUGCAUGCUUUGGACUUGUGGCUAAGGUUAUAGAAUUUGAUACCCACGAGAGAAGGUAUAGGGUAUUUUCAGUGGAUGGCAGUCAAGAAAUUGACUUGAACUAUGUGGUUGACAAUGAAGAUGGUGAAAUGAGCAGUUGUAGCUGCAAGAAGUUCGAGCAGUUAGGGUUACUGUGCAGGCACAUACUGAAGGUGUAUGUAAUAACGGACAGAUCCGAGAUUCCCCAAACCUACGUUUUGCGUAGAUGGACCAAAGGUGCUAAUACUAGUGUUGGAGAACAUCGUGGGGGCUCAUCUCAGCAGCAGACCCUGCAGCCUAUAUGGUUACUUCAAGACAUUGCUAACAGGAUAUCCAGUGAAGGAUCCCUUUCCACAGAGAGAUUAAUGGAUAUGCAGGUGAUGCGAACAGUCAACCUCACAAUCAACGAAAUCUGCAUAACGAUUCGUAGGUUACAUAUAUGA